Molecule: messenger RNA, 651 nt
Organism: Arctia plantaginis
Lineage: Eukaryota; Metazoa; Arthropoda; Insecta; Lepidoptera; Erebidae
Source: the annotation of a GenBank genome assembly
AUGACCAUUGACCUGUACUACGUCCCGGGCUCCGCUCCCUGCCGCACCGUGCUGCUCGCUGCCAAGGCCCUCAACUUAAACCUCAACCUCAAGCUAGUGGACCUGCAGCGUGGUGAACACCUCAAGCCCGAAUACCUUAAGCUCAAUCCACAACACACAGUCCCCACUCUCGUGGAUGAUGGAUUCGCCAUCUGGGAGUCUCGUGCUAUCAUAACUUACCUUGCGAACAAGUACGGCAAGGGCAAGGGACUCUACCCAGAAGAACCCAAAGCCAGAGCUUUGGUUGAUCAACGCCUGUACUUCGAUAUUGGCACACUUUACGCCAGAUUCGCAGACUAUUUCUAUCCGCAAGUGUUCGGUAACGCACCAAGUGACAGCGAUAAGAGGACCAAAGUUGAGGAUGCUCUCCAAAAUCUCAACACUUUCCUGGAGGGUCAGAAGUAUGUCGCCGGUCCCAACCUGACUCUCGCUGAUCUGUCCCUCGUCGCCUCCGUGUCAAGCCUCGAGGCCACUGAUAUUGACUUCCUUAAAUUCGCUAAUGUUAAGAGGUGGUACGAAACAGUGAAGUCUACCGCACCCGGCUACCAAGAAGCCAACGAGAAGGGACUGGAAAUGUUCAAGGCUCUCGUCGAAAGUAUGAAGAAGAAGUAA